This is a messenger RNA of Solenopsis invicta (red fire ant), 3951 nucleotides long. RefSeq lists its product as uncharacterized. The transcript is spliced from 5 exons. The record is from RefSeq and is a predicted model, not a curated record. NCBI's taxonomy places the organism in Eukaryota, Metazoa, Arthropoda, Insecta, Hymenoptera, Formicidae. The coding region runs from base 859 to 3510 and encodes 883 amino acids.
UCGCAAGGUGUCGGUUGCGCCGUUCACGUUUAGAGAUAGCGUAUCUCCAGAAGUUCGGAGGACACUCGUAGGAGAGUGUCCAGUUUUUUUUUAUUUUCCAACAGUACAUAAUAUCGUACGAAUAUAUUUUAUGAUAUUGUACGAAUGUUCGUACGAUAUUUUCAUUAGGAAUAUUCUAGAAUAUUCGUGCGACAUCUUGCGCUGUUAGGGCUCUAAACUCUUUAACGGCAAUCGAGCUUCUUCUUUGCCGUGGGAUUUUUCAAUCAGCAUGUGCGCGACGUCGCGAAGAAAUCCAGCUCCGGCCUUUGAAAAUCCGUACCUGGAUGGCAACGUUCUCCCUUCCACGCACCGUUUCGCUGGCGGCUCGGCAGCGAACCGAGUGUUCGCCGACCAGUCGGAGUCGGUCCGUGGUCUAAGCCCGUGUCGUUGGUAUUUCCUCGGCAUUUCGUCAAGUCUCUCCGUCUCUCUCCCUCCCCCACGAAUAUCUUCUUCUUCUUCGCGGCGCGGCCGAAGAGCGCCGUUGUCGCGGCGCGAGUGUCUUCAAGUUCCCCGAUUUCUUCUUCGUACGUGUGUACAUGUAUGUGUGUGUGUGUAUUCGAGAUGAAACGCGUUGGCUUGAGCAAACUCGUAACGCCUCGGUAAGCUAGUCGGGACCAUCGAGACUUGUCAGUGAACCCCGUGGAGCGACCGAGGGGCCCAAGGGAAGAGACCGCGGAAUGCCGCGCGAGGCGCGCGGCCAGGUGAAAUUCGGCCGCUCCGUUGCGGUGCGCGUCAUCGGGAGCGACGUAGAAUUCCUCGCGCGUUCGUACAGAUGCGUCAGGAUCGUCCUGAGAUAGCGCGGAGGCCAGCGGAAGGUGGAUGGAAUUCGCGAAGAUGGAAAUCGAAGUCCGGACGCUUAAGGAGGAACUGGCGCGGACCCAGGACGCCCUGAAGACCGCCACGAAGAAAUGUCGGGAGCUGGUGAGGGAGCUGGACCACCGUACCGCUGGUCACGAGUCAGAGAGGAUUCUGCGGGAUCAGCAGCUCUCGAGGAUACUGCGGGCGCUGCUGUUCCUGGAGGCGCGCCUCAAGCAGGAGCAAAAGUCGAUCAGACAGAUGCUCAGUGAGAAGGACAACGUCAUUAGGAACCAACAACUGGAGAUCGCGAUGCUCAGGCGAUAUACAAAGAACUAUAUCAAGAGCAAGCGCGAUCGAACGGCGUCAGACACCGAUGUCGAAAUCAAUGCCAACGUUGACAAAAAUUUGCAGAAGGACUUUGGCAAUUUGCAAAGAGAAAUGCUGCAGGAGAAUGGCAUUGGUAAAGAGAUCGCAAGUCUGAAGUGCGAGAUAAUCACGCGGCUGAACCCGGCAUCGUCCGGCAUCCUGGACGAACUGGACCGCAACAGCGUGAGGAAGACGCACAGUUUCGCCGGCAGCGAUAUCUCGAAGGUCAGUCUGACCAGCAGCGAGAACACGGACGCGUCCAUCGUCACGACGACAACGGAGGGUAGUCCUUCGUUGCUUAGCACGGAGGGCUUUUGCGAGGGCGAGAGCACGGACGUGUCGCCCGGCUCGACUCUCAACAAAUGCUCGAGCAGAUGCACGCCCACAACGGUGACUGACAGCGAAAACGAGACGACGAUGAUCGUGGAUGAGAACGAGGAGGACGUAACGGAGGAGAAUGGGACGACGAUGGUGCCGACGAAGAGGCGGACGAAGGGCCAGAAGACGUCGUCCAAGGGCGCCGACGUGAUCGAGGUGGUCGGUAUCGCGAGGACAGAGAGCAAGGACGACGGGAUGGACUGUAACUUCGUCUCGGAGGACGAGGAGCAAACCAACACGAGGAUAAGUAAUCAAGAGGGAGACACAGAGGAACCAAUUUACAUUAAUGCCUGCAACGAGGUGAACGAGAGGAAUCUGCAGCGAACGGAGCAAUCGAGAACGAGAGAAGAUUAUAGCAAUAAUAACAAUAUCGAGGUGAAGAUCGAGACGUCGGAGUUGACGGUGGAGGACACCAGUGGAAAUUGGUACAGUGAUCCGGAUGAGGAUCGGCUGAACGACGACGUUUUUAGGCACAGCACCUACCGGCCAAAUAGCAAUCAUAAUUCCGUGCUGGAGUGCGUAAAUCAGAUCCUGUUGCAGGAUAUGGAGGAGGAGGAGAACUCGAUGCUGUCGGUACCGCGCCGGUUCAAACAUCGCGGUAGAAUCGUGCAUUUUCAGCCGGCCAGGUUGUCCGACAUCGAGUCGGUGGGUUCAGAGAUGGAGAGGAAAAAUUCCGAGGAGUCCGUCACAGAUAACAAGGAUCCGUCGAGGGAGGAGGAGACCGUGGAGAACGAGGCGAACGCGUCUGAGGACGAGUUUGGCAUGAGGAUCGUCCAAAAGGAGCCGGAUGACGACGACGACGAAGACGAUGGUUCUAAGGACUCUAAGGCGAUCCCGCUAGUCAUCAUUGAGCCCAAAAUCGACGUCGAAGAGACGCGGAAGAUCCUGACGAAAUCCCAAGCGAGUAAUCCUCCUUUAAAGAUGGAGAGAAUCGAGGAGAAGACCUGCCUGCAGAUGUCGGCGAGGGGAUUAACUAUCGCCAAAAAUCUGGAUUACGAAGACAUAGAAUCAUUACCGGAAAUAACAACGACGUCACCGACGCCGCCCAGAACACCGCCGGCGUUGCCACCGAAGCCGCAGUUUCGCAACAACACACUGAUCCUGAAGAAGAUUCCUAGUCCAUCGUUCCUGAUUGAUGAAAAAAGGCAGCAGGACGCGGGAGGCGCGGAUCCUGCGAAAAGAAGCAUUCUGGGAUUGGUAUCUUCGUCGUCAAAGACAGCGAGGAGCCUGAAUCUGGAGGAAACGAAGAGUUCAGCCAGAAGCUCGGCGAGAGAAACGAAAACACGCGAAGAGGGUGGUGGAUUCUGGAAGAACAGAUUCAACCACGUGCGCUCAUCCUUUCAGAUAAGGCCAAAGGAGCCGGAUCAGGCAAAGGGUGCGGUUAGAGUGACGAAUAUCGUCCGGCAUUUUGAAGAGUUCAAGAUCGGCGACCCCGAGGAACAGACGAAGGACAGAAAUCGCCCGAAAGAUCGCCAUGCCGAGCUCGAGCAUGAGCUCGAUAUUCGGCAGAACUUCGAGGAAUUCAAUCUAGACGAGUGCGAUCUGUCAGACGAUCCUGACCGGCCUGAGGGUGACGGAUCCGAGAGACUGAGUCAUGCAGGACUCAACAACGCCGGUCAGAACGAGAACAGUAUUGCCAAAGACAACAACAAUGUUCCUGCUGUCAGCAACGGUACCGUUAACAGCAACGGCGAAAUCGGAAGCAGCGGAUACGAUCACUUCCUGGAGGCGACCGGCCUCAGCAACAAGUCGAUCCUCACACCGUCGAGAUUGCUGAGCAAUCAUAAGAGCAUGCUGAAGCCGAAGGAUGUGAAGUAUAAGAGCAGGAUCAAGGCCACAGCAGUGCUGGAGAGGCACGGAGUACAGACGACUUCAACUGGCAAUACGACGACUACGCACGUCAGGCACUGGACUGGACCGUUCGUCUGACGAUUGGCCAGUUUUCUGCCGACCAAAAAUACCUUUCGCUCCGCCGUGUCGGCCGACAACUCGCCGAUAAGGGCAAACUACAAAAGAUUUUGAACUUUAUUUACGGACGAUUAAUUAAAUUAACAUCUUCGGUCGCUGCAUUCGUAAGCAGCGAGUAACUUUACUCUUAAAGUGCAAAUUGAACUUUAUACAGUAUUGAUCGAGGAACAGGGGAUUCUAAAUGAAGAUAUGAAUAGAAAGAAGUAACCUUGUUUCCUUAAUAUGUUAUGAAGUUAAUGUGUGAGUAAUUAACAUACAUAUAUAUAUAUACACAUAUAAAUUACAUUAUUUUUCAUAUGUCUAUAAAAGAUAUAUGAGUCACUAGAUUUUGAAGUUGCACUUCCAGUGAUUAAUUUAUUUAAUCCUUCCUCAGUAAGAUGUUUAUAAAAUGUUGAUUUAACU